Messenger RNA from Diaporthe amygdali, 2304 nucleotides. RefSeq names its product threonyl-trna synthetase. NCBI's taxonomy places the organism in Eukaryota, Fungi, Ascomycota, Sordariomycetes, Diaporthales, Diaporthaceae. Gene Ontology annotation, cellular component: cytoplasm. The transcript has 2 exons. Gene Ontology annotation, biological process: threonyl-tRNA aminoacylation. Gene Ontology annotation, molecular function: threonine-tRNA ligase activity; ATP binding. The record is from RefSeq and is a predicted model, not a curated record. Bases 1 to 2304 code for a protein of 767 amino acids.
AUGGCGGACGCCGCAGCACCCAAGCAGAAGGCUUCCAAGAAGGAGAAGAAGGCUGCCGCUCCCAAGGCCGAAGACUCGGGCCCCUUGGAGAUGCAGCCUCCUCCCUCCUUCCUGCAGGACAGACUCGAUCUCUUCGACCGCCUGAAGGCCAAGCAGGACGAACACGCCGCCAAGCAGCCGCGCGAGCCCAUUAAGAUCACCAUGCCAGACGGCAAGGUCAUCGACGGCACAUCCUGGGAGACCACGCCCGGCGACAUCGCCAAGGGCAUCUCCAACUCCCUCUACAAGCGCACCGUGGUCGCGAGGCUAGAUAAGGACGACGAGAAGCUGUGGGACCUGGACCGCCCGCUGGAGGCGAGCUGCGCCCUCGAGCUCCUCGACUUCGACCACCCCGAGGGCAAGAGAGUCUUCUGGCACAGCUCGGCCCACGUGCUGGGAGAGGCCUGUGAGCGCCGCUUCGGGUGCUCGCUGUGCAUUGGACCCCCUAUCGACACAGGUUUCUACUACGAGAUGGCCCUCCCAGACGGCGCGGCCGUUCAGAACUCGGACUGGAAACCGCUCGAGACAAUCGUGAGCAAGAUCUCCAAGGAGAAGCAGAAGUUUGAGCGUCUGGUCAUGUCAAAGGAGGAGCUCCUGGAGAUGUUCAAAUACAACAAAUACAAGCAACACAUCAUCAAGGACAAGAUUGCCGAUGGAACAUUCACCACUGUAUAUCGAAAUGGACCGCUUAUCGAUCUCUGCCGAGGACCCCAUGUGCCCGACACUGGCAGGAUAGAGGCCUUCUCCAUUCUCAAGAACUCGGCCAGUUACUUCUUGGGCAACCAAGAAAACGACUCUCUCCAGCGUGUCUACGGUGUGAGUUUCCCAGACAAGAAGAAGAUGGCUGAGCACAAGAAAAUGCUUGAGGAGGCCGCCAAGAGAGACCACCGGAAGAUUGGAAGGGACCAAGAGCUGUUCUUCUUCGACGGUGUCAGCCCUGGUUCGGCUUUCUGGCUGCCUCACGGCGCCCGUAUAUUCAACAAGAUUGUCGAGUUCCUCAAGGAGCAGUACUGGAAGAGAGACUACGACGAGGUCAUCACCCCCAACAUGUAUAACGCGGACCUGUGGAAGCAGUCCGGCCACUGGGCGCACUACAAGGACGACAUGUUCAUCCAAAAGGUGGACAAGGAGGAGUUUGGUCUGAAACCAAUGAACUGCCCGGCUCAUUGUCUCAUGUUUGACAACCGCGAGCGCUCACACAGGGAGCUGCCUCUGCGCCUGGCGGAUUUCGGAGUCUUGCACCGCAACGAAGCAUCCGGAGCGCUGUCAGGUCUGACACGUGUGCGGAGAUUCCAACAGGACGACGCCCACAUCUUCUGCCGACAGGACCAGAUCAAGCAGGAAAUGGACGACUGUUUCGACUUCCUGAAAGAAUUCUACGGUUUGCUGGGCAUGGGUUUCAAAUUGAAGCUAUCUACAAGGCCAGAAGGCUACAUGGGCGAGAUCGCCACCUGGGACAUGGCAGAGGCGGCUCUGAAAGAAGCGCUGGACGACUUCACCAAAUCUAUCGGAGCUGAGUGGGAGCUGAACCCCGGCGAUGGUGCCUUCUACGGGCCCAAGAUUGACAUCAAGGUUGUCGACAGCCUGGGCAGAGAAUGGCAGUGUGCCACAGCUCAGCUGGAUUUCGUCCAGCCUGAGAACUUCUCGCUCGAAUACAUGACCGCCGAGGGCGUCAGCGCGACGGCCAAGGCGAAGGAGGAGAAGGACGCCGCCAAGCCAGCUCCGAUCCCAGCGGCCACGGAGGAGAACGCCGACAAGGAAGUCAAGCGGGCGACCAAGAAGCCGCUGAGCCCCGGAUGCGCGCGGCCGGUCAUCAUCCACCGCGCCAUGGCCGGUUCGGUGGAGCGUUUCGCGGCAAUCCUGUGCGAACACUACGGCGGCAAGUGGCCACUGUGGCUGUCGCCGCGGCAGAUCAUGGUGAUCCCCGUGGGCAAGGGCUUCUACGGCUACGCCGAGGAGGUGCGGCGCCUGUUCAAGACGCGCAUGCGCAUGUACGUCGACGUCGACACGAGCGGCGAGACGCUGCCCAAGAAGAUCCGCCGCGCCCAGCUGGCGCAGUACAACUUUGUCUUCGUCGUUGGCGACGAGGAGAUGCGCAACCGCCAGGUCAACAUCCGCUACCGUGACGACACUGACACCCAGUCGCGCGGCACACCCGUGUCGCUGGACGAGGCCGCCGAGAAGAUCGGCAAGCUGAGGGACGAGCGGGCUAUAUACAACCCGUUCCCGGCGGCGAAGGAGCUGCCUGUGCAGACCAAGGAGUAG